AUGGAUCAUUCGCUUGCUGAGCCAGGGAACGAACAAGUAGGAAAAAACGGUGCUCUGGCUGGAGUUGGCGGCGUUUCUGGGAAACUGAUCCAGGCCGCUGCAGGAGACGAUGUAAAGUUUCCCCUCACAGAGGAGUGCAUGAAAGGAAGAGGCACGCUGAAACGUCGCCUGCAGGACGACAGCCUUCAAUCAGUCGGGGAUCUCGACGGCAGCUGGAAGCCGGCUCCAGGUUAUAUUAACAGGUUUUUCCAAAGCAGCGACUCUGUGAUACUGACAAGUGCAGACAUCAGUGAUGAAGGCUAUUACGAGUUUGACUGCAACAACCAGAGAGAAGAGAGUGCACAGCUGCAGGUGUUCAUACCUUCUGAUGUUUUUGUACAUGAGGGCGAGGAUGCCAUCCUCCCGUGUCGCUCCAUCACAGCAGGUCAGUGGGUGAAGUCUGUGCGCUGGAGGAGAGAUGGAGAGGUGGUCCUGGAGCUGGAUGUCCGGUCGGGGAAAACCACAUAUGGGAACGGCUUUGAUGAAAGCCGGGUCUCAAUACCAUCAGACUGGGACCAACGAGCAAACCUGUCCCUCAUCAUAAAGCGAGCCGAGGCGAGAGACGGAGGAGUUUAUUACUGUGACCUCGACAAAGUGGAGAAACACCGCUCCGCUGUCCGCCUGCACGUCUCCACACCACCAACACCACCGAGCAGCACAUCGCAGCCUACAACCACAGAGAGGCCAUCAGAGUGCUCUGACUGGUCGUGGAGAACAUUCUCCAUAACGGUAUUUCCGUUUGUGAUCGUUGGCCUGCUUGUUUGGCUCUGCUGGUUUCUGAGGAACAGGAAAUUCAAAGUGUGCACUCCAGGUUUUGGUGGAGGAUCCUCAGAGCAGGAAGAAGAAAUAAACUUGAAAAGUGUUACCAUCAGCAACGGUGAUGGAUCUCUGCAGCGGCACAGAGGAGGAGGAGGAGGGUCUGAAGAGGGCAGAGAAUCAGACUGUGACCAACAACACAUGCUGAAGUCAAACGGGAACCCUGACUUUAUAAAUGAUGAGCCGAAAAAGAAAAAGAACUCAACCCUUAAAGUGUAGAAGAAGAGAUGAACGUCCAGUCGCUUUUUUCCAAGCUCCUCAGACCACUUUACAAAAUUCUUACUUCUUCAGAACAGAUUUAUUGCAGUUUUGUUUAUUCUACUUCUUUAUUUACUCACCUUUUAUAUUAAAAUUAUUCAUUUACAGCGAGAACUUGUCCUGUUUGUUUGUUUAUAGAGAUUUACAGUCUUCACUCUGUUUACUUUGCUCUUUAUAAAAAGCUCAGGUUAGCUGCUGUGUGCCAAUAAAGUUGAGAUAAAAACAAACUGACACUCUAACCUGAUGAAGAUUACAGUCAUUCAGAGAUUUUAUUCAUUUAUUGCACAUAAUGAGACUUUUUUAAACAACUGCUGCAGGUAUUUGUGUAAAAUAAAGACAACAAGGAAAAGUUCAUACCAAAAACAUUUGAAUUAAUAACAAGUGGGGAGAAAACAAUGAAAAUCAAAGAUACAAAACAUCAGCAAUAUACAGCUUGUAACAGAGCAAACAGGGUUUUUGUUCCUCACAAGAAUCUUCAUUUAUUUUACUGCCUCCACCCUGAGAAAGGCAGGACCUCACUGACGUAGUAGGCGAUGCCCAGGGAGAGGAGGGUGGUGACCA
Messenger RNA from Oreochromis niloticus (Nile tilapia), 1674 nucleotides. RefSeq lists its product as uncharacterized. NCBI's taxonomy places the organism in Eukaryota, Metazoa, Chordata, Actinopteri, Cichliformes, Cichlidae. The transcript is spliced from 3 exons. The record is from RefSeq and is a predicted model, not a curated record. Bases 1 to 1074 code for a protein of 357 amino acids.